CGAUAUGUGUGUAUCGUACCUGCACUAUCAUCAAGUAGGUUCCUAUAUGUUGAUAAAUAUUUCGAGUACAUCAACCAAUGCUGUAACUGAUCUCGACGAAGAGCAGAAAAGAAAGAUUCACAUGCUGGGCGGAGCUCUGAUUUGGAUGGCUGUUCUCUCUGCCAGUUUCUGUAGUAUAUUCAAUUUAUUUGAAAAAGUCAUAACGACAAUUCUAGCUCUUAUCAUGUCCAAUCCUGUAAAUGGCUCGCGAAACCAAUCGCUUUGAUAACUCAACAAUUGUCACUACGUCAUUUUUAAGAUCAAUAUAGAGUUCCAUUGUACAAGUUGAAAUGAUUGACGAAGUAGAAGCUGUACAGGUGAAUACUGAAAUAAUAGACCAUGGAGAUAUUGGAGCAGAUGACGAUGAAGGAUCAGAUGGUGUAAUUGUGCCCGAGCUCCAAGGGACUUUGUCUAAGUGGACCAACUAUAUACAUGGAUGGCAGACCAGAUUCAUUGUGCUUAAAGAUGGCACAUUAUCUUAUUAUAAAUCUGAACAAGACAGUGGUUUUGGUUGCAGAGGUUCUAUCAGUCUUUUCAAAGCUGACGUGAAGGCUCAUGAAUUGGAUGAAUGCAGAUUUGAUGUGUCAGUAAAUGAUUGUUUAGUAUGGUAUUUGAGAGCUAAUAAUCCAGAAGAAAAAUUACGUUGGGUAGAUGUUUUGAAGUCCUAUAAGGCUGAAUCUGGAUAUGGUAGCGAAAACAGCUUGAAGCGACAUGGAAGUGCCAUUUCUUUGGUAUCAAAUUCACAAUCUACAGCAAGCGUAGGUAGUUUUAGUAAGCGAGGCUUUAGAAGUUUGAAGGAAAAAUUGGCAGAAAUAGAGACAUUCAAAGACAUACUGAUUCAGCAAGUCGACACGCUUCAAAAGUACUUUAAUGACUGUGCUGAAAAUAGUAAGAACUUGCAAGUUAAAGAUCCAACGUCGUCGGAAGACAAGAGCAAUGGGCUAAGCUAUGAUCCAGCUGAACAGGCGAUCGACUUCAAAGGUGAAGCCAUCACAUUUAAAGCGACAAGUGAAGGCGUAAUAGCUACACUGCAGCACUGUGUAGAUUUGAUGGUGCAACGCGAGGAAGCCUGGCGCAAGCGCUGGGAGAAAGAAAUGGAAAAGCAACGAAAAUUACAAGAAAUCUGCAGAUCACUGAAGGAUCAAAUAAUUACUAACGGUGGCGGUUCCGGACGGCCCAGAGUUGUCAUUCACGGUGGACCCGACUAUGAGGAGGGACCACACAGCGCUCUCUGUGACGAUGAAUUUUACGACGCUAUGGAGACCGGAUUGGACAAAAUCGACGAGGACAAUCAAAUAAAGGAUCGUUUGAAACAAAAGUCCGAGGCGAUUCUCACUACUCCAACUACACCAGCUGUUAAACAUAGACUUUGGCCUGAGAUUAACAAAACAACAUUAGAGCAAUUACAUUAUGCUCGACUUGGUGUAGGAGCGGGUGGUUGGCAACUUUUCGCCGAGGAUGGCGAUAUGCGAAUGUACAGACGUGAGGAAGAGAAAGACGGCUUAGUGGUUGAUCCACUGAAAGCAUGUCACGUAGUUAGAGGCGUUACCGGUCACGAAGUUUGCAAAAUAUUCUUUAGUCCGGAGUAUCGUGCCGGUUGGGAAGCUACUCUCGAGGACAUGACAGUGAUCGAGAAUAUUUCCAAGGACACUCUCGUUUUUCUACAAACUCACAAACGCAUCUGGCCUGCAAGUCAACGAGACGCGCUUUUUUGGUCACAUAUACGCAAGGUGCCAGAUGAUCAAGAUCCCGAUGCACAGGAUGUAUGGAUUGUUUGUAAUCACAGCACCGAAUAUCCAGAUUAUCCGCCAAAUACUGGAAAGUGUGUUAGAGUGUACUUGACAGUUUGCCUUGUUUGUCAAACACUCAUUGAUCCUCCCAAGAAAAAUGAACAUAUUAAGAGAGAGGAUAUUACCUGUAAAAUUACGUAUUGCUCAGUUGUAAAUCCCGGUGGUUGGGCCCCAGCGUCGGUUCUUCGUGCGGUCUACAAGAGAGAAUAUCCUAAAUUUCUGAAGCGAUUUACCAAUUUUUGUAUUGAUCAGUGCAAAGACAAGCCGAUUUUAUUCUAACUUUUGCUCUCGACUAUUUCUUUUUCUCUGUCUUUCUGCGAUAACGGUGAUGAAGCGCGACAUAUUUGGAUUAGUGAGAUGCCUAAGUGUUACAAUAAGCUGAUUAGUUCUACGCUCACGUUAUUAUAAUUUAAAAAUAAAACCUCUUUUUGCUCCGGUUUGUUAUUGAUAUUAUUAAAUGUUGUACGUACAAUUUAUUGUUCUACAGAUGUAUGAUUGACUUUUACAACAAAAACGAAUGCACCAGUUAUACACGUUUGAUGAACGGUGUUACCUCUUUUUGUACAUAAUAAGCAGACGCGCAGAGUUUUUCUGUCCUUUAACUGUUACAAACUUUUUUCAUGUGAAUACGUCGGCGUGACGUCCAGUUGUACAAAUUUUUCUGAUUGAAAGCAUCCAUUGCACUAUGUGUACCUAUUGUUACACUUUGCCAUACACAAAUUGUAUUAUAAAACAUUGCGAAUUGAAUUGUUAUUUUUAUUUAUAUAAAAGAAAAAGAAUAUGUAUAUUGAUGUGAAAAAACAGAUUGAUAAAAUAUGGAACAUAAUAAAGACUGUUAGCGUAUUGCUUA
Molecule: messenger RNA, 2679 nt
Organism: Phymastichus coffea
Lineage: Eukaryota; Metazoa; Arthropoda; Insecta; Hymenoptera; Eulophidae
Gene: cert
Product: ceramide transfer protein
Exons: 9
Coding region: 330-2108 (592 amino acids)
Biological process (GO): ER to Golgi ceramide transport
Cellular component (GO): Golgi apparatus
Molecular function (GO): phosphatidylinositol-4-phosphate binding
Source: RefSeq, a predicted model, not a curated record